Penicillium waksmanii is the source of this 1464-nucleotide messenger RNA. RefSeq names its product putative MFS transporter. The transcript has 5 exons. Bases 1 to 1464 code for a protein of 487 amino acids. Lineage: Eukaryota; Fungi; Ascomycota; Eurotiomycetes; Eurotiales; Aspergillaceae. The record is from RefSeq and is a predicted model, not a curated record. Gene Ontology annotation, cellular component: membrane. Gene Ontology annotation, molecular function: transmembrane transporter activity. Gene Ontology annotation, biological process: transmembrane transport.
AUGACGGGAUUAAAGGAUGUGGAGCAACUUCCAAGCUGCCAGCAUUUUGAAAGUGUUACUACUGAGAAGAAUCGACAACAAUCUACCGUUCCGGAGAAAAGACAGUCCUUGAUUCGAAAGAAGUUCGAUCGCCGAGUACUUCCAAUAGUCUGCGUACUCUACGUCCUUUCUUACUUAGAUCGAGGUAAUAUUGGCAAUGCAAAGUCAGCUGGAAUCGCCAAGGAUCUCGGACUGGAUGACUACCAAUGGUCAUGGGUACUCUAUACAUUCUACAUCUGCUACAUUGUCUUCGAAUGGACUACUGUCUUAUGGAAGAUUCUCCCCGCUCACUCAUAUAUCGCUGUACUAUGCAUCUGCUGGGGUGCUGCAGCCAUGUGUAGCGGGGCCGUCACAAACUUCGCUGAGCUUCUCGUAUGUCGAGGGUUGCUAGGUGUUUUUGAAUCCGUUUUCGGCUGCGGUGCACCCUACUUCCUCUCUCUAUUCUAUCAGAGAAAAGAAUUGGGAUUCCGACUAUCAAUGCUUUUGGGUAUGUCUCCGGUUGCCAACUGCUUCGCCUCAGCUCUUGCGUAUGGCAUUACGCAGAUAAAAGGCAAUCUAGAGCCAUGGCGCUACCUUUUUAUCAUUGAGGGCGCACCGACUGUUUUGUUCUCGGUUGUUGUAUUCUUCUUCCUUCCAGACUCACCUGGCUCCGCAAAAUUUCUCGACGAAUUCGAGCAAACAGAGGCUGUUGAACGACUCCAAACUGUAGAUCGUACUGCGAAGAAUAAAGUACAAUGGCAGCAAGUCCUCAGCGGAUUGAAAGACUACAAGAAUUAUGUUCAUAUGACUAUCCACUUUUGCUGCAACUACUCCUUCGCUGGUCUUUCCAAUUUCCUACCGACCAUCCUCGAAACAAUGGGGUACAGCUCAGUCAAUGCACAAGGCUUGGCAGCUCCGCCUUACCUUGGAUCAUUCCUAUGUUGUGUUGCUGCUGCUCUUGUAUCAGAUCGAUGGGGGAAUCGCGGCUGGGUGAUUACAUUUUUCGCAUCCAUGGGUACAGUUGGCUAUCUCAUCUUGACCUGCGUGAAGGACGAGACCCAUACUGGGGCACGAUAUGCGGGUAUUUGGCUUGCAACCUGCGGGAUAUUCCCAGCGCUCGCUAUUAAUAUCACCUGGAUGCUCAAUAACCAAGGAGGAGAAAGCAAAAAGGGUGCUGGCAUGGCUCUUUUGGCUAUCUUUGGUCAGUGCUCCAGUCUGAUCAGUUCCUCCGUCUUCCCAGAUGGUGAUGCACCGCUUUAUACCAAAGGAUGUGCUCUGGGGUGUGCGUUUACUGGCCUGAUUGUGAUACUCGCGGUUGGGUUGCACAUAGAUUUGAAAAUGGAAAAUAAGAGGCGCGAUCGCGAGUACGGGGAGAUCAACGAGCACGACCGGGUCGAUGUGACCGAUGGUGGUGACAAUAACCCGAACUUCAGAUAUUUGACUUGA